AAAAAGAAGGCACAAAAGGAAACACGUCAACCACUCUCGUGCACAAGAUGCCGUGAACGCAAAAUCAAAUGUGAUCGGACAAAGCCGUGUAUCUCUUGUUGUGCUCGUGGCGUGCCGAAAGAAUGCCACUUCGUUAUCGCGGAGGGCAGUACUUACGAGCCUGUCUUGCAGUCUCACGAGCUCCGCAAGCUUCGUGCUGAGAACCUGCGUCUCAAGGAACGACUGCGGGCUGCAAAGCAGUCAGGAGAUGGCGAACAACAAGAUGCCCCUUCCCCAAGCCAGCCAUUGGGCGACAGGCUAGGUGCGAGGGCGAAGAGGCCCUCAGUGAAGCAGAAGCGUUUUAAAGACAACAAGGCCGACAGUCUGUAUUUUGGUAGUCCUGGGCUUGCCAGCAUCGUCAAUGAUUUUGCAAGCCUUCAUGUGGGAUCUCACUCCCUCAGUCACUCUAUGCCGAGAGGUGCAGACAUGUAUGCUUCUCAAAAUACGCCGGCAUACCCUUUCGCCACGAUGUGGCUAGCCGUGCCUAGACCCCAAGUUGACGGGGGAAUUCAUGCGUUGCUGCACUGCUUGCCUCCCAAGGAGGACCUCUUUCGAUACUUGGAUGCUUUUCAGAACCGCGCUCAGAGUUGCUCGUUCCCUCAUGUGCCCGAUGAAGUCACCGGGACCGAGAUCGAGAGAUUUCUUUCGGACACACGAACCAAUGCCGAGAUGUUCCCCGAUAUGCUCGCCUUGAUAUUUGCCGCCCUGGCUCUGGGAUCUCAGAACGGAGUGUUUGAUAAGUGUAAUGGGAAAUGGGUAGCAGGUGCUAUGGAAACUGAACAAAAGAACUUUGGGGACAUUUAUAUUGCUGCAGCCAUGCAGGCACUCCGCAUGGCCUCUUUCAUGAAUCGGCCAACGCUGCUUGGCAUACAAACACUCAUCAUGAUCGGGCCGUAUCUGACCAACAGUGGCCGCUUUCUCGAUGCUUGGACGCUAUUUGGCACCACAAUCCGUCUCGCUCACUCAAUUGGCCUCCACCGAAACCCGAAAUACCUCGACCCUGCUCCCCCUCUCAAGGAAUGUGGAAUAAGGCAGAAGGUCUGGUGGUGGAUGCUUCACAUGGACCAGCAGUACUCCAUGACCCUCGGACGUCCACUGGGGAUCAGUGGCAUCGGAGACUGUCCUCCCGCAGAACCACUGACUACUAACCCCACUAUCCUGCGUCUGAGCGAGUACAUAAAUCAAUUCACUGUUCUCGCUAGACAGAUCCUCAGCAGCGAUCGAUUGACUGUUACGAAAAUCGAUUGGUUCACAGAUAGACUACUCGCGCUAUGGGAUACGAUGCCAGAGAUGCUACAAUUCGAUGAGACCUGGCUGGAGAAGGGCAAGCAGAUUCCGGAGUGGCCACUUGAUGCCAUGGCUGCCGCUGCGCUGCUAUGCUGGACUAUGGGCCAACAAGCUUUCAACAGCUGCAUGAUUCUACUCACUGAUGCCCUCGAAACGGGGGCCUUGGCCCAUGUGCCACAGGUCGAGCGUGCAUACGCUGUCUUCGUGGAGCUCGAAAAACUGGGCAUACACAAGCUGGCAGGACUCGCAGUUGAAAGAGUGAGCUGGGGCUUAGCAGAACUGGGGAAGAGGCAAAUACAACAAAGAGCAGAGUCUAGUCGGGGAGCUACAAUGGGGGAGGCAAGUGGAAGUGGUGCUGCCGAGGGUAGCAGACAGCGAGUUCUCGAUGUACCGGAACACAGUCCUUCGGACACGGUGAUGGGCAAUACGGGCAUGUAUCUUCUUGAAGACCCAGGCCUGCAGUCUUUCUCGCCCGAGAGCUUCCAGCCUUUGGGAUGGGAAAUG
Molecule: messenger RNA, 1830 nt
Organism: Mytilinidion resinicola
Lineage: Eukaryota; Fungi; Ascomycota; Dothideomycetes; Mytilinidiales; Mytilinidiaceae
Exons: 5
Biological process (GO): DNA-templated transcription; regulation of DNA-templated transcription
Molecular function (GO): zinc ion binding; DNA-binding transcription factor activity, RNA polymerase II-specific; DNA binding
Source: RefSeq, a predicted model, not a curated record